This is a messenger RNA of Phyllostomus hastatus (greater spear-nosed bat), 3007 nucleotides long. It is a transcript of the gene TAF8, whose product is annotated as TATA-box binding protein associated factor 8. The record is from RefSeq and is a predicted model, not a curated record. Gene Ontology annotation, cellular component: transcription factor TFIID complex. NCBI's taxonomy places the organism in Eukaryota, Metazoa, Chordata, Mammalia, Chiroptera, Phyllostomidae. The transcript has 9 exons. Gene Ontology annotation, biological process: transcription initiation at RNA polymerase II promoter. Gene Ontology annotation, molecular function: protein heterodimerization activity. Bases 79 to 1011 code for a protein of 310 amino acids.
CGCGCGCACCACCCCUCCCCGCCCGGCGACUACAAAUCCCAUCCUGCCCUGCGCCCGCGCACAUUACGCCAGAGCAAGAUGGCCGACGCGACGGCCACUGCCGGGGCCGGUGGCUCCGGAACGAGAUCAGGAGGUAAACAGUCCACUAACCCUGCAGAUAACUACUAUCUGGCCCGGAGGCGAACCCUGCAAGUGGUUGUGAGCUCCCUGCUGACAGAAGCAGGGUUUGAGAGUGCUGAGAAAGCAUCUGUGGAAACACUGACAGAGAUGCUGCAGAGCUACAUUUCAGAAAUUGGGAGGAGUGCCAAGUCCUACUGUGAGCACACAGCUAGGACCCAGCCCACGCUGUCAGAUAUCGUGGUCACACUUGUUGAGAUGGGUUUUAAUGUGGACACUCUCCCUGCCUAUGCAAAACGGUCUCAGAGGAUGGUCAUCACUGCCCCUCCCGUGACCAAUCAGCCGGUGGCCCCCAAGGCUCUAACUGCAGGGCAGAACCGACCCCACCCACCGCACAUCCCCAGCCACUUCCCUGAGUUCCCCGACCCCCACACCUACAUCAAAACUCCGACCUACCGGGAGCCUGUGUCCGACUACCAGGUUCUGCGGGAGAAGGCUGCAUCCCAGAGGCGUGACGUGGAGCGGGCACUCACCCGUUUUAUGGCCAAGACAGGCGAGACCCAGAGUCUUUUCAAAGAUGACGUCAGCACAUUCCCAUUGAUUGCUGCCCGACCUUUCUCCAUCCCCUACCUGACUGCUCUUCUUCCAUCUGAACUGGAGAUGCAGCAAAUGGAGGAGACGGACUCCUCAGAGCAGGACGAGCAGACCGACACAGAGAACCUCCCUCUUCACAUCAGCACGGAUGAUUCUGGAGCCGAGAAGGAGAAUACCUCUGUCCUGCAGCAGAACCCCUCCUUGUCGGGGAGUCGGAACGGGGACGAGAACAUCAUCGAUAACCCCUACCUGCGCCCUGUGAAGAAACCCAAAAUCCGCAGGAAGAAGUCUCUCUCGUGAGCUGAGGAGGAAGCCUGUCCUGUACAGAGAUGCGGACACCACCCUCCUGAGGGAGUUGAAGUCACUCAAAGGGAAGCAGCGAGGGUGGCCUCCCCCGGUCCAGCUGAGGCUGCUGCGGUGUGACAGGACAUGAUUUUAAUAGCAAACUCUGUGUUAAGAUUUCCUAUUUUCCCUGGAUGUUUGGGUUGAGGAAGAUAUGAUGGUAAUAAUAGGAGGCUUUUUUAACCAACCAGGUUGUACCAUAGGGCAUAGGAGCAGCCGAUAACUUCAUUUAUUGUCACAGGACCUGAUUCCUUUGAAACCAGGGAAGGCGGCAGGAAAGAAGGGGUUCGGUGCCUUCUUGGCUUGUUGCCAGAAAGACUGUUUGCCUAUUUCUGUUUCAGGCUAUUAGGACUCCUAUUAUUGACUCACAGACAAUUUGUAGCACCAGCGUAUCAUCCUAGAACCUCCUUUUGUCUUUCCUCACCUGGGCUCCAAGUGCCCUGUUGAGCUGACCUAAGGUGACUUUGCCUUCCCUCACCUCAGGACUGGAGGCCCACACGUCACCCCUUGAUCUGGGGCCGGCAGGAACCGGGAGGUGGGAGCAGAAACAUAAGAUGGAGGAGAGGUGCAGAGCAGUGCGCUGAGUCUCUCAUCAGCCUUUGAUGGGCGUGCCCUGGAACAAGGCAACUCUGUUGGAACAUUUAUCAUUUAUUGUCCCUCUUGGAAUGUGUGCUGGGGAACUACCAAGGCCUGUCCCGUCCCGGGAAGAGUUUCCUCUGACAAGAGCCUCUGUCAGUGAUACGUUGUGCUGUGACUGGAUAGAGGAAUCACCAGUGUAAACAGCAGGAAAGGGAUUUGAUGGGGUGCGGAGGCUGGGCCCUGCACCCUGAGAGCAGAGGAGCCAGGCAGGUGUGCCGGGGGGGCUGCCGGCAGGGCCAGAAAGCCACGCUCGCACCUUAUGCAGAAGUGCGCUGAGAGGAGCCAGCAGCCAGGCCAGGUGUUCUUCCAGAAGCAGGUCUGAAUCUGUUCAACCUCUUUGCUUCCUGGGGAGAGAUCUCAUCCUUCAUGUGCUCUACAGAUCAAAGAACAAGUGCUCACGGACGAUGCUGGACGAGCUGAUCCCUUUGGGCUGGUCUCCGAGGGAAGAGAUUUAACAACCAAGCCUCGGGAAGAAACAGGCCUGGAGGUUGUCAUGGGGCAGACGGAGCGUUCCCUGGGCAGGCGCCCUGAUGUCCGUGCUGAGCUUUCCUGUACUUGGCCCCCACAUCGUCUCUCCAUCUUCCAUGCUCUUGGUGAACUUGAAAACUCAAAAAACUCGGUGGCUUGACAGCAGGCUCCACAUCCCUCUGGCCUCACUGUUCUCUAGGGCACUUCAUACGUCACUCAGAAGGAAGGGGCUGCUUGUCAGUAACUGAAGAGGGGAUCCCAGUGAGAAAAGUGGGUUCCCCAGCGUUGGACCAAAUGCGAGUUUUUUGGGCUUAUGGUGACCUGAGUGAAACUCUUCCCACGGAAAGCAGUCAGGCGGGCCAGUGCCGACCCUGGGAGUUUGUGGUCGGCUCUUGGUGAUUCUUGGUCUGCUGAGUUUGACUGCAGUCCCAGGUGGAGUCUCGGCAGAGGCAGGAGGAAACCUUCCCGGCUUGCUGUCUUCCCGGCUCUGGGAGCGGUCACCCUGUCAGUGUUCCCGCAGCCCCCCCUGCUGCUGCCAUUCAGAACCGACGCUCGGUGGGUGAGUGCCCCGCGCUAAGGGAGAAGGCGAGAUUUGGAAGAGCCACCAGUGCUGCUGCGGGGGUUCUGUUCCGGAGGAGAUGCCGGGAGACGGUUGGACAACCAGAAACACUGGCUGGACUGUUGUUCUGUAAAAGCUGUGCCUGCUCCUCAGCGUAUAUUUACACAUUUCUAUUUUUUAUAAUUUGGGGGGAGUUCUUGGAGGAAAAAACUAGUAAAUACAAUAAGAUUAAGAAUGUGAGUUGUAAGCUCUUAAUAAAAGGUCAUGAGAAAAACUUUGUAAAUAGAA